This is a messenger RNA of Miscanthus lutarioriparius, 1212 nucleotides long. The record is from the annotation of a GenBank genome assembly. NCBI's taxonomy places the organism in Eukaryota, Viridiplantae, Streptophyta, Magnoliopsida, Poales, Poaceae.
AUGUCGACUCGAGCUGAGAAGCUAGCCACCCAAGCGGUGUUCUUCCCACUCCCGGCGCAGGGCCACGUCACGCCGGCACUGCACCUGGCCAAGCUCCUCCACGUCCGGGGACGCGUCAGCGUCACCUUCGUCCACUCCGACCGCAACCGCCGCCGCCUGCUCCGCACACGGGGCCCCGCUGCGCUGGCCGGCGCCCCGGGCUUUGGCUUCGCCUCCGUCCCGGACGGCCUUCCGCCGCCCUGUGGUGAAGACGACGACGACUCCCCGCAGGUCAUGGUCAGCCUGCUUGCGUCACUCGAUGCCUUUGUCCCGCACCUAAAGAAACUGCUCGAAGACCUGUCUGCCUCCGGAGCACCGUCAACAUGCGUCGUCUCCGACAUCGAUCCCGUCCUGCGCGCCGCCGCGGACGUCGGUGUCCGGGCGGUGGCCUUCUGGACGACGAGCGCCUGCGGGCUCCUGGCGUCCCUGCAUUGCCAGCAACUCAGCGACAAGGGCUUAGAUCCCCUCAAAGAUGAAGAGCAGCUGUGCAAUGGCUACCUGGACAGCACGGUCAUCGACCCGGCUCUACCGACGGCCGCGACCGCCGUCGUCCUCAACACGUUCGGCGAGCUGGAGGGCGAGGUCGUCGCCGCCAUGUCGGCCGUCCUUCCACCCAUCUAUGCCGUCGGCUCGCUCCCGCUGCUCACGGAAGCCGCCGCCGGCCCACUGGAGACGCUAAGCGCCAACCUCACCAAGGAGGACGACGGGUGCCUGGCAUGGCUCGGAAGCAAGGAACCCGGAUCCGUGGUGUACGCCAACUUCGGGAGCAUAGUCGUGCUGACGCCCCAGCAAAUCGAGGAGUUCGCGUGGGGGUUGGCCAACAGCGGCUACCACUUUCUGAUGGUACUCAGGGGCGCCAUGCAGGCGACGCUAGCGCCGGAGUUUGUCGAGGCGACCAAGGACCGGGGCUAUGUGACCAGCUGGUGCCCUCAGCGGGAGAGAAACGAAAGCCAGGUUCGUUGCGAGCAAGAACAGGAUGUUGCCAUCACCACCCUUCGCGUCACCCUCCGUGCCCACCUCCCUCAAGAUGGCGGCCUGUGUCGGGAUCCUGCUGCUCCACUUGAUGCCGCCUCGGGUGCCAGGAUCUGCCUCUCCAUCGACAACGCCAAUGAGGCCGACCCGGACCUCAAACUCGUCCAUUGCCGCGGCGGCUCGCAGCUCUGGGAGAGCUGA